AGUCCGGGGCCUCUCUUCCCCCGCCCAGCACACCGAUUCGACCUCCUGCACACACCUCUACUCUGCCCCCUGAACCCGGCUUCAUCCAGUACCGGAGCCCCGAGGCCGGAGGGAGGAGUGGAUGCGAGCAGGAUUGCAUGUAAGAGACUGCUGAUGCCACCAUGUCAAAAAGACCUUCUUACGCACCACCUCCUGCCCCUGCUCCCACCACACAAAUGCCCAGCACCCCAGGGUUUGUGGGAUACAACCCUUACAGUCAUCUGGCCUACAACAACUACAGGCUGGGAGGGAACCCAGGAUUCAUGUGGCCCUUCGGCCUCUUUUCACAACGGAACACCUCGCGCUUCCAGUAUAAUCGGGAGGGAGAAGACGUCUUCGGGCAUCACCAUUCCAAAGCCCCCCAAGCCUCCAGACAAGCCCUUGAUGCCCUACAUGCGCUACAGCAGAAAGGUAUGGGACCAGGUUAAGGCCUCCAAUCCCGAUCUGAAGCUGUGGGAGAUAGGGAAAAUCAUCGGUGGAAUGUGGCGGGAUCUCACAGAUGAGGAAAAACAGGAAUAUCUCAAUGACUAUGAAGCAGAGAAGGUCGAGUACAAUGAAGCCAUGAAAGCCUAUCACAGCUCUCCCGCCUACCUCGCCUACAUCAACGCCAAGAGCCGGGCAGAGGCAGCUCUCGAGGAAGAGAGCCGGCAGCGCCAGUCCAGGAUGGAGAAAGGGGAGCCUUACAUGAGCAUCCAGCCAGCCGAGGACCCCGAUGAUUACGACGACGGCUUUUCAAUGAAGCACAUCUCGGCUGCCCGCUUCCAGCGGAACCAUCGACUGAUAAGUGAGAUUCUGAGUGAGAGCGUGGUCCCGGACGUCCGUUCGGUGGUGACAACAGCCCGGAUGCAAGUCCUGAAACGGCAGGUGCAGUCACUGAUGGUUCACCAGCGGAAGCUGGAAGCCGAGCUUCUUCAGAUUGAGGACCGUCACCAAGAUAAGAAGAGGAAAUUCCUCGAAACCACGGAGUCCUUCAACAACGAGCUGAAAAGGCUGUGCAACCUGAAGGUAGAGGUCGACAUGGAGAAAAUAGCGGCCGAGAUAGCGCAGGCUGAAGAGCAGGCUCGCAAGCGGCAGGAAGAGAGGGAGAAGGAGGCUGAGCACGCGGACCAGCGCCAGAGCAACACGCCCGAGGAGCCCCCGAGCGGCAGCGAGGCUGAGGAGGCCAAAGUGGAGGAGGCGGCCAUGGACAUAGAUGAACCGCGCAACGACGAGACGUCGGAGACGCAGCAGAGCAGCGAGGAGAGCACGGCGACCCCAGAGGACAAGGAGGGGUGUCCGGACACGACGGACAGCAGCGUGGAGCAGGGCGCCAGCGAGAGCACCUCUGGCACGGAGAGCAACAGUGCGAUGGCAGAGGAAGGGCUCCCGGAGCCCACCCUGGAGGGCGAGGAAAAGAAGGAGUAAUCUGAACGAACACAAACAUUUCAUUCCAUAACCGUGUCACGAGAUGGCCGUAGCCAGGGUGCUGCCAACAAGUGCUGUAGUUUGGUGCCACGGGGAGCUGUUUCGCGACGGCCUUGCCUCCUAAGGGCCAGAGAGCGUGCCUGGGGUCUUCAUGUGCUUCGGGAGGAUGGAGACAUGCGAGAUGGGCGUCUCCCACCCGUUUGGCAUCACUCUUUGGUGUCCUGUACUGUAGUAUACCGUAUUAACUUUGUCUUUUUUUAUAAAAAUUACACCACAAUAAAGAGAGAAAUUCAG
Mobula hypostoma (lesser devil ray) is the source of this 1737-nucleotide messenger RNA. It is a transcript of the gene smarce1, whose product is annotated as SWI/SNF related, matrix associated, actin dependent regulator of chromatin, subfamily e, member 1. The transcript has 13 exons. The record is from RefSeq and is a predicted model, not a curated record. Gene Ontology annotation, molecular function: nuclear receptor binding; nucleosomal DNA binding. Bases 154 to 1443 code for a protein of 429 amino acids. Lineage: Eukaryota; Metazoa; Chordata; Chondrichthyes; Myliobatiformes; Myliobatidae. Gene Ontology annotation, biological process: negative regulation of DNA-templated transcription. Gene Ontology annotation, cellular component: SWI/SNF complex.